Molecule: messenger RNA, 2211 nt
Organism: Salvelinus namaycush (lake trout)
Lineage: Eukaryota; Metazoa; Chordata; Actinopteri; Salmoniformes; Salmonidae
Product: serine/threonine-protein kinase PAK 5-like
Exons: 11
Coding region: 1-2211 (736 amino acids)
Biological process (GO): apoptotic process; protein phosphorylation; cytoskeleton organization
Cellular component (GO): cytoplasm
Molecular function (GO): ATP binding; protein serine/threonine kinase activity
Source: RefSeq, a predicted model, not a curated record
AUGUUUGGGAAAAAGAAGAAGAGGCUAGAGAUUUCGGCUCCGUCUAACUUCGAGCACCGGGUCCACACUGGUUUCGACGAGCGGGAGCAGAAGUUCACAGGUCUGCCCCAGCAAUGGCAGAGUCUCCUGGCAGACACAGCCAACAGACCCAAGCCCAUGGUAGACCCCUCCUAUAUCACACCCAUACAGCUGGCUCCUAUGAAGACCAUCGUUCGAGGGAACCGGCCCCCGAAGGACACGUCCAUCAAUGGUCUCCUGGAGGAGUUCGACAGCAUCUCUGUGACACGUUCCAACUCCCUGCGUAAAGAGAGCCCUACGGGCCCCCACCAGGCCGGGUCCGGGGCCCCCAAACCCCCUUCCCACCACCCUCCACACCCCCACCCCAACACCCCGGAGGAGAACGGCUUCAGCCACUACUACUCCCGCUACUCCUGUGACCUGGACACCUCCAGUAGGGACUUCUCUCUGGAGCCCUACAGGAAGGACGGUAAAGGCUUCGCUCUAGAUGGGGACUGGGCCGUGGGGAGACACUACCGCUUCCCCAAACAGAACGGCCACCUCACCCACGCCACCCGCGUUCCCUUCUACCCCGACGCCAUGCCUCAGAAGACCGAUUACGCCAAGCUGCCUCCGGACUACCACACGUACUUGGAGAGCAAGGUGGCGGGGGCGCGCUUGGCCGACGAGGUGGGAUCUGGGUCCGGGGACUACCGGGAUGCGUCGAUGGUGGGGACACCGUCGCGAGCCUCGCUGCACAGCGAGCAAAUCAACUACCCAGAUAGCGAGUGGAGCUACAGCGGCAUGUCCAGAGACGAGUACGAGAAGAGGCCCAAGUCGUCGUACGUGAUGCAGACCAGCCCCACGCCGGCCAUCAGACAGCGCUCCAGGUCGGGGUCCGGCCUCCAGGAGCCCAACGUGCCCUACGGGGCCAGCGGGGCCUUUAAGAGUCCCCCUCAGACACACCCCUACAGCUCCUACACUUACCCACGCCUUUCAGAGACUCUCACCAACUCACAGGCCAUGGCCAAGGGUGAUUACGACCAGUCGUCUUGGGACGGGAGUCCCCAGGUCCCAGGGUCUGACACGUACCCCCGCGGGCCCCUCAAACUACCUCAAAGCCACAGCAAGCCCUCUGGCUACCCCCCCGGACUCCAGUACCCCCCUGUGUUCCACCACUACAAACCCUCCCCCUACCACCACCCACCCUCACAGCCCAGCCCGCCAUACACCCCACAGGGGGCAUACUCCCAGCCAUCGUCCCCCUACAUCCCCCCGGGGGCCUACCCCCCUCCCUCCUGGGGCUCCAGUUCAGAUGCCCAGCCCUCCAGGGUCUCCCACGAACAGUUCAGGGCUGCCUUGCAGCUCGUCGUCAACCCAGGUGACCCCAGGGAGUACCUGGAGAGUUUCAUAAAGAUUGGCGAGGGCUCGACGGGCAUCGUGUGCAUCGCCAGCGAGAAGCAUAGUGGCAAGCAGGUGGCCGUCAAGAAGAUGGACUUGAGGAAACAGCAGAGGAGAGAACUGCUCUUCAAUGAGGUGGUGAUCAUGAGGGACUAUCACCAUGAGAACGUGGUUGACAUGUACAACAGCUACCUGGUUGGAGACGAGCUCUGGGUCGUUAUGGAGUUCCUGGAGGGCGGGGCCCUGACGGACAUUGUCACUCACACGAGGAUGAACGAGGAGCAGAUAGCCACAGUAUGUGUAUCGGUGUUGAGGGCUCUGUCGUACCUCCACACGCAGGGAGUCAUCCACCGAGACAUCAAGAGUGAUUCUAUCCUCCUCACCAGCGACGGACGGAUCAAGCUGUCAGACUUUGGCUUCUGCGCCCAAGUGUCCAAAGAGGUGCCCAAGAGGAAGUCUCUGGUGGGCACGCCCUAUUGGAUGGCACCAGAGGUCAUCUCACGGUUACCCUACGGCACAGAGGUGGAUAUCUGGUCGUUGGGCAUCAUGGUGAUAGAGAUGAUCGAUGGGGAACCUCCGUACUUUAACGAACCCCCUCUACAGGCCAUGAGGAGGAUACGAGACAACCUGCCCCCACGGCUAAAGGAGUCACACAAGGUAUCAUCGGUUAUGAGGGCCUUCCUCGACCUGAUGUUGGUUCGAGAGCCGUCUCAGCGAGCCACAGCCCAGGAGCUGCUCCAGCACCCCUUCCUCAAGCUCUCGGGCCCCCCAUCUUGCAUCGUCCCCCUAAUGAGGCACUACCGCCACCGCUGA